GUAACGUCGCGACGUCUGGGUACGGUCUCUUUUCUCUAAGAUAUUUAUGUGUCUCUGAAGGAAAUUGUUAAAAAACGCGAAAUCAAAAAAUGAGAUACCGAUUCACCGUAGUAAAGAAUCAUUCUGGACGUCCGAGACGGCGUGACUUUAUGUCGUUCCGAUUAUCGUUCAACCACGAUUAGAAGUAUAGCGGAUUUUGUGAGAAAAAAAGACGUAUGUAAGGAACGUGGCGGUGCGUUUUCGUGGAACGAAAUCUUCGUCGAAUCAGUGCAGUAUCAAGUCAUAGUGACUAUGAUGUUGGAGUGAUUUUUGCUAUUAAUCGAACAACGAUUGUUACCCCAUCAUGCGGAUUCCUAGAUUGCAAUUCAUGACUUUGCUAUUGUGCUCAUUGAUGACGAUAAAGAUAUUAGUGGUCUCAGGACUCUAUUUCCCGCAAUCGGAUCUCACUCUAAGGUUUCCAUAUUUGGUUCAACACAACACGAAAUUUUUACCGGUCAAAUUAAUCAGCCUUAGGACCCUUCGGAACGAUUCUAAUAAACCGCAAAAUGUGAAGUAUCAGAUCAUUAAUAAGAUGUUACAAGAGAAGUUUGCAGUCUACCAGAAAAAUGAGAACAUAAUUGAGCUGCAGAAUCUUCCGCAAAAUGGAACCUUUGGUACUAUCAUCGUCAGAGCGAGCGAGAAAAGUUCCAGCGAAGCGCUACUCGAGAUAAAAAUGCAACCAGUACCAAUAAUGGGAAAAACUAUCAAUUGCACAAACUACAUGCAGGAUAUGUGCUUCUGGAAUACAUCGCACUACAAGAUUUAUGAGAAUCAACCAGUCACAAUGAUUGGCACGUUUGGCCCGGAGGCGUACAGUCAUAUAUGUCCCGAGUUUAGCGUCACCAGAUAUGAAUUAUCAAAUAGGAGCGAUUAUUUUCACAUAGUUGAAAAUAAAUUAUUUGCGAAUGCAUCGCUGGAUCGAGAUAUUAUCGGUCCUCCAGGAGGACCUGGACCUCGCGUUCAGCUCCAAGUAAGUUGCGUCGUUUGGGAGGAAAAGACCGGCGACCAGCACAUACAGACAAACGUUAUUACCAUCGAUAUCUUGGAUCAAGACGAUAAUCCUCCUGUAGUGCAAAGCAACACUUCUAUCGCUAUAACGCUUUCGGAUUUUAUCGCGGGCAACAAAUUGAUAGACUAUGAUCACUUGAAGUUGACGGACGCGGACACGAUAACUAGCAAUAAGUUCAGCUUUCGCCUGAUUGGUGAUAGUUCCGAUGCGGUAAUCAUCAAUAACACCAUUGUGCCGAUUGACCAUUCUGACUCAAGGUACCCGAAUCGGGCGCCUUAUACCGCCAUUUUUCUUGCAAUCCAUGCCAAGAAGACAUUGCUACCGGAAUUGCCGUAUCACGUAGUCCUUCAGGUUACGGAUGAAUCGCUUCUCAAAGGAUAUGGGGCGAAUUCGGUGAACAUCAGCAUAACUUUCUCGGGAUCAGUACACCGAGUUUCCACUAUUGCAACACCAUCAUCCGUCAUGGCACAAGAAUCAUUCUCGUAUCCGCCGAAUGUGGAAAUAGCCCGGAUUUCGCCGAGGUAUAUGCGCGUGGCGAAACCAACAGCAAAACCCCAUCCCUCGAUAACUUUCAUCCUGAACGGUUCCAGUGCAUUCGAUGUCACUCAACAGGACGGUAUCGUUUAUGUGUCCAACGAAACUAAGCUAGAAUCCGAGCCCGACAUCGUUGAAUUGCAAUUAAACUGGAGCGAAAAGAAUGGCAUCGGGAAAAUUAAUACAUUACAAGUGAAGCUAGUCAAUGUUCCGUCAUCGAAGAUUAACACAUGCAUACAAUCGACUCAGAAAGAGAUGCAUUCGUGUGCAAAUGCGAAUUCGCGCGAGAAAUGCGAAAAAUCCUGCGGAAUCGCCAGCGGAGUUUUCAGUAAUAAUAGUUUCGUCGGUCGAUGCGUUUGGAGAGACAAUAAGGGAAGCAAUCGAGCCAAUAUCUCCCAAAUGUCGAAGAAUUAUUCCACCUGUUCACCAGAUCUCACAUACUGUCCGGACAACGAAUGUGACGCGUUAGAGAGAAGUAAUCCUCGUAUAUGUCCGCAAGAUUGCGUCAAAUCCGAUUCAUAUUUCGCCCACACGAACGAAAACGGCCUCGGUAUAAAGAGCGGUGUUGGGAUUUGUUCCUGUAAUGACGAACUCCAGUGUCAAUGCGUACACCCUACGAACUCUAAACAAAAAGAGAAUAUGCCAGGCGAGAACAAGAAAGAACGAGUCGACAGAAAACCACAGAACCGGAAAAAUGAGCUUAUCCCAGGCGCGCGUAAAGCGUCCAGCGAACCAUGCGGUCCCACAUGCAUGAUAGGCGUCAUUGGAGCUAGUCUGUUUGUUCUGAUCGUAAUUGUAGGCUCGUUUAUUACAUGGAGGUACAGGAUGGCGGCGAAGGGCGCUCGACGGGAAUGCAAACACAGGGUGGAUGAUGCGGCAAACGGUAUUGGUAUUUUGCCGUCUGACUACAUCGAUCGUGGCGAUGGUCUCUUGAUCGGUUUGGACACCUUCACAGCGAAUCGUCAUCUAUUGCUGCCCAAGACAUGUCCGCCGGAUCCGAAAUGGGAAUUUUCACGUUCGUUGCUGAAAAUCGAGCAAGUGCUGGGCGAGGGUGAGUUCGGACGCGUUCUACGCGCUAAAGCCAUAAAUAUCGCCGGGAUACCUGGCUCUACCACCGUCGCGGUGAAAACGCUGAAGGAGAACGCGUGUGCUUCCGAGUUGGCGGAUUUGCUGUCCGAAUACCAGCUGCUGAAAGAAGCACAGCAUCCAAACGUGAUCCGACUACUGGGUGCCUGCACGAUACCAACAGGCGCGCCGGUCUAUCUCAUCAUCGAAUUCGCCGAAUUCGGAUCUUUACGCAACUAUCUGAGACGCAGCCGGCAUUUGGAGUCGGAAAACAGAAUUCCCGGUUCGACGUCUCUGCUUUCCACCUCGCCGAUCAACGCUAGCGAAGAAUCGCAAUGUGAUAAUAAUGCAUCGAACUGUAUUAUAACGCCACGCGAUAUCCUUUCAUUCGCUUGGCAAAUAAGCAAAGGAAUGGCAUAUCUCGCCGAUAUUAAGUUGGUGCACCGAGAUCUUGCGGCGAGAAAUGUUUUGCUCGCAACUGGCAAGGUUUGCAAGAUCUCGGACUUUGGUUUAACUCGUGAUGUGUACGAGGACGAUGCGUAUUUGAAACGGAGCAAAGGACGAGUACCUGUGAAAUGGAUGGCGCCGGAAUCCCUGGCUGAUCACGUGUACACCAGCAAAUCGGACGUAUGGAGUUUUGGCGUGCUCCUAUGGGAAUUGGUCACAUUAGGAGCCUCACCGUAUCCCGGAGUGGACGUACAUAAUCUCUACAAUCUGUUGAAGGCUGGCUACCGUAUGGAAAAACCUCUCAACUGCUCCCAACAAUUAUAUAAACUGAUGGUAUCCUGUUGGCAUCAAGAGCCUGGCAUGCGACCGUCGUUUAAAGAAUUGACCAGCCAUUGGGAGCGUAUGUUAGAGGAUGGUGUUGAGUAUCUUGAUCUUAAUCCAAGAACCGUCCAUAAUCAAGCUUACUUUGCAUCUUUGCAUGCCUUAGAUAGCGCAAAUGGUUCUGAAAACGAUCAAGUGGACAACGGGACUGCCAGUACUUUUAAAACGAAUACCGUCAACUAUCUUGGUCGAAUGUCUUCUGAACCAGUUACUAAAUGCGACAAGAUAGAUAAAUUACAGGCGCUUUGGCGCUUGGCGGCUCCGUCCGUAGCGUCAUUUCCUGAGGAAGCCGUUAAGUCGUCGUACGUAAACGAUCAACCAGCGAACCUGAACGCUAAUCACUAUGAAAGCCCGAUAAAGCUACGCAACAUCAGUAUGACCAGCAACAGCGAAAAUGACUUGACAACACCUUCGAACGAACGUCCUCAAUCCUACAUCGAUAUGCAGGGAAAGAAAUCGGUGGAGACAGAAGACCUUCUGGUAUUUAGUAGUAUAGAUGAUGACAAGAACGAUAAUAACGUGACGAACUGAUUGAUAUAAUCUCGUAUUGGAUAAUAUAUUGUGUCGAAUUUGAAACAAAUGUGACAUAAAUGAGAAAAUUUCAAAAUGGGAAACACCAGUUUCCUAAGUCUCGAUAUCUUCUUUAUCUUGAGACUAAUACAUGGUGAAUGAAAAAAGUUAAGACAGCUGAAUAAUGAAAUAAUUAACGAUUCCGAGUUAUGCGAAAAAGAAGAAUAUUUAUUUAACGUAGGGACAGAGAGAGAGAAAAAUAUGUACAAACAAGGAGGACAUUGGAAGACAAUGUGAUUUGCGUGAAAUGCCAUUUUUAAAGACAACGCAUUGUAGAGAAUGAUAAUAAUACAGUAAAUAUAAAAAUGUGCUGAGUGAAAAUAAAUAAAUGAAAAUUUACUAACAUUGCAGCUUUAGCAACGAGUAUCAAUUACGCAAAAAUGAAGAAACUGUAAGUUAAGAAAUAUCGUAAAAGAAAUUUUUGAAACGACUGAAUGAGGUUCUAUCAAAAAUUAAGAGCAAACUAUACUGCGCAAAGAGCGUUUAUUAUAAAAAUAAAUAUAAAUUAAAUUAGUAAUUUGUCCUACUUUCAUGUACUUAAAGUCAUAUGACUGUCCAUCAAUCAUCACUGAUAAGGCUGCUUUUAUUAUUAUCAAUGAUAAUAGUUAUGUAUUACAUUUAUUCGUGCGAUUUAUAUUUAUUCGUGCGAUUUCUCGAAAAUAUUAGGUUUUAUAAUUUUUAGCAUUUAAAAUCUGCAUAUCGCACUAUGCAAGUGUGAUAAGAGAUUCGAAAAUAAUUGCUCAUUAUAAGAACAUCAAGCUUUUUUGCGUUCUAAGAAUACAGGGUGUCUUAAAUUAUAAAUUGUUUUCU
Messenger RNA from Camponotus floridanus (Florida carpenter ant), 4855 nucleotides. RefSeq names its product proto-oncogene tyrosine-protein kinase receptor Ret (gene Ret). Gene Ontology annotation, biological process: homophilic cell-cell adhesion; protein phosphorylation; multicellular organism development. The transcript has 20 exons. Bases 344 to 4006 code for a protein of 1220 amino acids. Gene Ontology annotation, cellular component: axon; membrane; signaling receptor complex. NCBI's taxonomy places the organism in Eukaryota, Metazoa, Arthropoda, Insecta, Hymenoptera, Formicidae. The record is from RefSeq and is a predicted model, not a curated record. Gene Ontology annotation, molecular function: transmembrane receptor protein tyrosine kinase activity; ATP binding; calcium ion binding.